GGUAUCGCGGGGCUGUCGCUGUGUCGCGGUGCCCGGGCCAUGCGCUGCGAGCUCCUGACGCUCCUGGUCGCCGUCGCUGCUGUUGGGGCUGCUCCCGGUCCCGCGUGUCCGGUAACGGCAAUGGGAGAAUCCGAUACAAGGACCCGAGUGGGGCAAGCCCCGAGGAGAAGCAAGCGCUUCGCCUCGGUGCCGCGGUUCGUGGAGCUCCUCGUGGUGGCGGACGAGGCAAUGGCUCGGUUCCACGGUGCGGGGCUGCGGUCGUACCUGCUCACGGUGCUGGCGGCGGCCGCCCGAUCCUUCCGCCACGGCAGCCUCGGCAACGCGGUGGAGCUGCGGGUAACGCGGCUGCUGGUGCUGGGCCCCGGCAACCCCGGGCCCCCCCCGACCUCCAACGCUGCCGAGAUGCUCCGGAACUUCUGCCGGUGGCAACAGGGGCUCAAUGUCCCCGACGAGGACAGCCCCCUCCACUUCGACACCGCUCUGCUCUUCACCCGGCAGGACCUAUGCGGGGCGGCCACUUGUGCCACACUGGGUAUGGCCGAUGUGGGCACCGUGUGCGACCCGGCGCGGAGCUGCGCAGUGGUGGAGGACGAUGGGCUGCAGUCUGCCUUCACCGUCGCUCAUGAACUGGGACACGUCUUCAACAUGCUGCACGACACGGCGCAGCCCUGCCGGGAGCUGAACGGCGGCAGCGGAGCCGCCCGGCGGGUGAUGGCUCCGGUCCUAUCCUCGCUGGAGCCCGGCGAGAUGUGGUCCCCGUGCAGCGCCCGCUUCAUCACCGACUUCCUGGACAACGGCCACGGUCACUGCCUCCUGGACCAGCCUCCGGAGUGGCUGCCGUUGCCGUCGGCGCUACCGGGCAGUGUGUACCCGCUGCUGCGGCAAUGCCAGCUCGCCUUCGGGCCCGAGUCUCGGCACUGCGGGGACCAGCAGCCCCCCUGCGCCCGGCUCUGGUGCACCGGUCACACCGGCGGCCGCUCCGUGUGCCAAACGAAGCACUUCCCCUGGGCCGAUGGCACACCGUGCGCGCCGGGCAGCGCCUGCAUGGACGGGGCUUGUGUCAGCAUCACCCGCAUGCAGGAGCUCACCACCCCGGUGGACGGCGCUUGGGGGCCGUGGGGGCCGUGGAGCGGCUGCUCCCGGAGCUGCGGCGGCGGGGUCCGGCUCUCUCACCGCGGCUGCACCGAGCCCGAGCCGCGCCACGGAGGCCGCUUCUGCCGAGGGAAACGGACCCGCAUCCAGUCCUGCAGCGUGGAGGAGUGCCCCGGCGGCUCCGCUCUGGCGUUCCGGGAGGAGCAAUGCGCCGCGUACAACCGCGGCCCCGAGCUCGUCAAGGGGCUGCCGGCGCCGCGGGACUGGGUCCCUCGUUACAGCGGCGUGGCCGAACGGGACCGGUGCAAGCUCAUCUGCCAGUCGCAGACCUUGGGCUAUUACCAUGUGAUGCAGCAGAGGGUCGCCGAUGGGACACCGUGCUCACCGGAGAGCACCGGGGUGUGCGUGCGGGGCCGCUGCAUCCCCGCCGGCUGCGACCGCAUCAUUGGCUCCAAGAAGAAGUUUGAUAAAUGCAUGAACUGCGGCGGCGACGGCACCGGGUGCACCAAAGUCUCCGGUUCCUUCACCAAACCUCGCUACGGCUACAACGACGUGGUGACCAUCCCGGCGGGUGCCACGCACGUCCUGGUGCGCCAGGUUUCGGAUCCUGGUGCCGAGGAUGUUUUCCUGGCGCUCCGGCUCCCCGAUGGUGAAUCCCUGCUCAAUGGUGGCUACAUCCUGGUGCCAUCGGCCACCGACGUGGCGCUGGGCAAGGGGAUAACGCUGCGCUACAGCGGGGCCACCGCCACCACCGAGAUGCUGGAGGGCCGGGGGCCGUUACCGCAACCGGUGGUGCUGCAGGCGCUGGUGGUGGACGAACGGAGACCACCGCGGUUGAAGUUCAGCUUCUUUGUGCCCCGCCGCCCAUCGGAGGCCUGGGAGAAGCAGAAAGCCCAAAUCCUGGAGGUCCUCAAGAGCCGCUGGCACCACCGGUAGCCACAGGAGAGCGAUGGGAUGACAUUGAUCCUGGUGGCACCAUUGGGUUACUGAUGGUGGCAGCCUCGGUGCUGAGCCCCAGCGCCGGUCAAAGCUUCUACCUCAGCCCUGGGCAGGCCCCGGGGUCCCCCGGCUAUGGACAC
Molecule: messenger RNA, 2171 nt
Organism: Neopsephotus bourkii (Bourke's parrot)
Lineage: Eukaryota; Metazoa; Chordata; Aves; Psittaciformes; Psittacidae
Gene: ADAMTS4
Product: ADAM metallopeptidase with thrombospondin type 1 motif 4
Exons: 9
Coding region: 40-2028 (662 amino acids)
Biological process (GO): extracellular matrix organization; proteolysis
Cellular component (GO): extracellular matrix
Molecular function (GO): metalloendopeptidase activity
Source: RefSeq, a predicted model, not a curated record